AUGCUUGUUGAGGAACCGCCAGUGUGUCCUCGUUGCGCCGACGAGGCAGCAUCAGUGGCAAAGCUUGAGCAACAUGUCAGGAGACCCAGCAAGAAUUCAGGAGGCGCAAGAAACCCGAAAACAUUAUUAGACGGAACUUCCGAGAGGGUCUCACUGGCAGACCCUUUGAACCCAGACGCCAACAAGAUUGGGAGGUCAAGAAAUGGGCAGAGAAUGCCUCCUGUAUGGAUGGCCUUGCUGCCUUCCAACCGAGCUUCGAUACCGACUCCGGCCGAAGGCCCAGGACCUCCAACCAAGAUGGUCCCUUCAGCCAGGGAUUGCACAGCACCUUCGACGCCCUUCGUGACGCCGCCGCAUUCACCCAAAACCCGACACAGAGACUCUUUCUUAAGAACUCCACCAUUAGUAUCUAUCAAGGACAUGGCGACCCGCACGCCACAGGCCUCGCCAGAUUCAAUCAUGACGCACCAAAUGCACACGAUAGAGGAGACCUCUGUAGGCUCAUCAGACCAAGAAGGGCUUGAUAUCACAGCGUCGAAACAAUCGAGCAUCUCUCAGUCUCCAAACUCGUUGACUCGGGCGUCCAGUGGCUCUAAAGCAUCCCAACCAGGCGCUAUCAACCGGAUACGGAGGAGCUUCUCGAUUUCCAGAGGGAUCAACAAUCUGAGAAGGUCCUCCACCACCAAAUCAGUCGCAGAUCCUACAGGCUCCCGGGGUUUGCCAGAGUCGCGCACAUCAACACCUGCAAUUGACGUGGCGCCUGAGAAGUCUGCCUUUCUCAAGGAACUCUCAGAUUUCUUCCUUCCACGUGCGAAGAAGGGAAAGAUGAUACUGCCGAGCCGAGUCGGUGGCGGCCACAGCAGCACAAAGAUCCAUGAAUGUCCACCAAGCACGCCCGGUACAAGUGGAUUGGAGACAUCUUGUGGGAGGUGUGGAGUGGACACGUCAGAUUGGUGGGUAAGAAGGGAGUCUAUUGUUCACAGCCAAGAUGACCAUAGAGGGCAUGGCGACCGAACUUGUGAAUCCUGUAAAGCCGCCGAAACAAUGCCUGGGACAAUGCCAGGUGGUUGGGACUAG
Messenger RNA from Cladophialophora yegresii CBS 114405, 1077 nucleotides. RefSeq lists its product as uncharacterized. Lineage: Eukaryota; Fungi; Ascomycota; Eurotiomycetes; Chaetothyriales; Herpotrichiellaceae. The record is from RefSeq and is a predicted model, not a curated record. The transcript has a single exon. Bases 1 to 1077 code for a protein of 358 amino acids.